Messenger RNA from Sparassis crispa, 921 nucleotides. RefSeq lists its product as hypothetical. Lineage: Eukaryota; Fungi; Basidiomycota; Agaricomycetes; Polyporales; Sparassidaceae. The transcript is spliced from 2 exons. The record is from RefSeq and is a predicted model, not a curated record. The coding region runs from base 1 to 921 and encodes 306 amino acids.
AUGACCGCUCUAGCCACAUCUCCAUCACUGACACGGACGGUCACCGACGUUCUCCGCCACCAUCGCCAACUCGGCCGCGACGUGCAGCAAUACCAACACGGAACCUUGCCCGACCCAAACGCACGUCCCCACUGGGCGCGCGUUCACAAUCGCUCUCCGCAGCACCUCGACCGCGGACGGCCUCCACCACCUGCAUUCUCGCCAAUGCGACCACCAUGCAGACCUGCCAUUGGAAUGCCAAUACCGCGCCUGGCCGACCGCAAAACACGCGCCCCCUCUGCGCGUGCAGCUUCGUCCCCCCUCUGGCUCAAGUUUCGCGACCGCACACAGCUUGACCACCAUGCAGACCUCCCAGCUUGCCAACACCAAUCCCACGCCGAGCUUCUCGCAAAACAUGCGCACCCACUCAUCCCAACACGACGCCUUGCCCGACCGAAACGCGCGCCCUCACUGCGCGCGCAAUUCGGCACACGUUCAUGGCCCCUCUCCACAGCACCUCGACUGCCAACGCCCUCCACCACCUACACUCGCCACCUCGACCACCACGCGGACCUACUGUUUGAAUGCCAAUACCGCGCCUUGCCCACCGCAAAACACACGCCCCCCGCCGCAUGCGCCACCACCUCGACCAUCUCGCCCACGCUUCACGACUGCACCCAGGUCGACCACCGCGCGGACCUCCCAUUCGAACGCCAAGGCCGCACCUGGCCUCUCGCAAAGUGCACCCACGCAGCGCACGCAAUUUCCUCGACACUCUCGCCCCCAUUUCGGGACCGCGCCCAGACGGCAAAUGCCAACUGGCAUGCCCCAAUAGUCGCACCACGAACAACUCCCACUUCGCCCGAUUUCCUCUCGCAACUGCCACCAUGGCCUCCAUCACUGAUGCUCCUGCAGCCACCACUGGCAUCAAAUGCAAGAUGA